Molecule: messenger RNA, 423 nt
Organism: Rhodamnia argentea
Lineage: Eukaryota; Viridiplantae; Streptophyta; Magnoliopsida; Myrtales; Myrtaceae
Product: mitochondrial import receptor subunit TOM5 homolog
Exons: 2
Coding region: 86-250 (54 amino acids)
Cellular component (GO): mitochondrion; mitochondrial outer membrane translocase complex
Source: RefSeq, a predicted model, not a curated record
AAAAACCCCGGAUCUCAAAACCCUAAGAAAACCAUCCAAGUCUUGCCGUCUCUCGGCUUGCCCUGUAAUUUCUUGAAGCGCAUCAAUGGCGGACUCCGUCGCAUCGCUCGACAAGCUCAAGGCCUUCUGGCAAUCCCAGGUUCACGAUGACGGCAACUGGGCCUCCAACGCGAACUUGUUGCGAGCAGUGGGGUUGUUUGCAGGCUCAAUCAUCCUUAUGCGGCAGUACGGUGAUCUCAUGGCAGUAUGAGCGUGGGAUAAAUGCUGGUCGUCAACUUAGUGACCGUAAAAUGCUCAUUCAUUUCUUGCUUCUAAUUGUCUUUAAAUGUCGUUGCAACAGGCAAAUGACUAUAUGCCCUAUGUGGCGGAUCAAAUUACGCUUGUUCAGAUAGAUCUACACAUCUGCUUUUGCUGACUUGAUUA